Naegleria fowleri is the source of this 1212-nucleotide messenger RNA. RefSeq lists its product as uncharacterized. Lineage: Eukaryota; Heterolobosea; Eutetramitea; Acrasida; Naegleriidae. The transcript has 3 exons. The record is from RefSeq and is a predicted model, not a curated record. Bases 1 to 1212 code for a protein of 403 amino acids.
AUGCUGUCUCUGGGCCUCCACCUUCCUAUUCGACAUGUUUCAUGUGGUGCUGAUUUUUGUUUAAUUUUGUUGAGUGAUGGAACUUUAUUAUCGUGUGGGGUGAAUGAAAGUAAACAAUUGGGAAUAACACAGGAACAAUUGAAAACUUGUGAUUAUUCCGAAUAUGAAUCUUGUGUGAGGAGCAAUAACAACACCAAUGAAGAUAUUGGCACUACAGUUAAGAACACACUCACAGAAAGAAGAAUUUAUCAAGUGAAAUUGUUGGAGAGUGUGAAAAUUAAGAUGAUGGAAUGUGGAUCUCAUUAUGCUCUGAUGGUCUCUGAAAAUAAUGACUUGUAUGGCAUGGGAGUCAAUGACUACAAUCAGAUUUGCCUUGGUGAGACCUAUGCGAGAUAUCCUUCAUUGAUUGAUUACAAUAGAAGUGUUGACGAUGAAAUAACACACGUGGGAUGCUGUUUUUCGUACUCACUUUUUGUUCUCAACUCUCGAACAUUGAGAUUGAUUGGACAGAAUUGGGUCUAUCACCACGACAUUGACCACAAAUUGUCCAGUGGACGUCUCUCUCCAAAACAAAAUUUUCACGUCUUUGAUUGCAAUGUGAAAAAACUUUGCACAGGUGGUUUUCAUUUUGUCAUUCUUCUUCAAGAUGGAACUGUCUAUGGUGGUGAUUGUGGAUCUAAUCAGUAUGGAAAUUUUGAACAGGAAAAUCAAAACACCAUCUUUUACGAGAUUACUCAAAAGUACUUUAAGAACGUGAAAAUUGUUGAUAUUUGUUGUGGAGGAGAUAAUAGUGCGUUUUUAACAACGAAUGGAGAGCUCUAUGUGUGUGGAUUAGAUCAUUUUCAAUAUUCUUGUAACUCCAUGCAGUAUGACAACAUGACAAGAGUUGAAUUUAAAAAACCGAUUGUUAAGAUGUUCACUGGAGAUAAUUACUCGUGUGUUGUAUUAGAUAAUGGAUCAAUCAUUUUUAGAGGAAAAAACGACAAACAUCAAUUAGGUUCAUUAAUACUUGAAACGCAUGAACACACAUUCCACAUGAAAGACCUAUUUCCCAAGUUAAAUGAUCCAAAAGAUAUUGCAGUGGCAUGUGGGUAUUAUAAUACAGUAAUUUAUUGUCGAAAAAGCUUGGCCAUCACGAAACAUUUUCUAUUUAUCGAAAAACGAAUUAAUGAUUCUCAUUUAAGUGAUAUUGUCUUUCAGUGUAUACAAUAG